AUGUUCCAAAAAGAGUCCCAGAAGAAAGAUAAGCAAUUUCGGUUUCCAUUUCGGAGGCAUAAGAAAGAGGCCACAAGCACAAUCCGCGUUCCGCGGAGUGGAGGAGACACCACCAUCACUCCCCUCACCCCUCCGCCCCCACAGCCGAAAAAGCCCGCGAUUGACAUUCCACCGAAUGAGCUUUGGGACCGAGCCUACGAUGAUCUCAAAGAGGCUGAAUCUAGCUCCAAGUUGAUCGAGGCCUAUGAGGCAAUUUUGUCACUGGAGCUUAGCUCCGAGGUCGUCGAUGAGAAUGGCAGCAGGAAGGAUGGAAGCCAGAAGGGCCAAACAGAACGACAAGUUCAAAUGAACACACUGCUUGAUAAUGGCCUAAAAAAGACUGCCAAGCUGAGCGAAGUUGAAAGUGGUCUGGGCGAUGCCAUCAACAUUGUUCUCUCUUUGAAGGACGCAUUAGACCUCGGCCUCAAAGCUGUUCCUGUAGCUGCCGCUGCUUGGAGUGGUAUCUGCGUUGCGUUACAGAUUUUUUUGAAUCCAUCCAGUGAGAUGGCCUCGAGUCGAGAAGGAAUCGUCAUUGUUGUUCGGAACAUGAAGUGGUAUUCUAGUCUCACGAGUGUCCUUUAUCGACAAUCGCCUGACGAGGAAGAGCAUUUUGGAAAGCUGCGCGGGCAAUUGGCUGAACAGAUCCUCGAUCUUUAUAAGGUCCUGCUCGGGUAUAUUAUCAAGACCGUCUGCGCACACUACCGAAACCUUGCUUUGCAUAUAGCGAGGGACCUGCUGAAGCUUGACGAUUGGACUGGGGCUCUGGACGAGGUGAAAAAGGCCGUGGAUUCCGUCAAGGAUACAUUGGGCCAAUUCAACUCCACGCAGACAAAUAUUCAUCUGAAAGACAUGCGCGAUCUUCAGGCUUCCGAAGCGGAGCAUAAGCGUAUACAGCAGCUUUUCGACAUUGACAUGGCUGCCGAAAUUGAGGACCUUCAGCUCGAAGAUAAACUACUUCCGGACACUUGCAAGUGGGUCCUCAACAGCGACGAAUACCAGGAAUUCAACGACUGGAAUCGUGACAAUAUGAAGAAGCUCCUAUGGGUGAGAGGCGAUCCCGGGAAGGGAAAGACAAUGCUGCUUAUUUCUAUCGUGAAGGAGUUGACUGCUCAUCAAAAGACGUCCUUUGAUGAUAUUGCGUUAUCCUACUUCUUUUGUCGGGCAACCGACGAGAGGCAGGACACGGCAGCUGCAGUCUUGAAAGGACUUAUCUGGAUGCUCUUGCACCAGAACAGAUCCCUCAUACGCCACCUUGACCGAUUCGACGAUCAGGGCCCAAAAAGCUUCGGCGACAGACAGGCUUUUGACAAACUGAAGGAUCUUUUUAUUUCGAUCAUCGAUGAUCCCAAGUUGGGAAGAACAUAUCUCGUCAUUGAUGGCCUAGAUGAAUGUCGACGUCAGAAACCAGGACUCCGGGAGCUUUUACGUCUGAUUUCCGAAACACUGAAGAAGACGAGUCAAAUCAAGUGGUUGGUUUCCAGUCGGAACGAGACUGUUAUUGAUGCAGAGAUGCGCAAGCAGUCUGCGGCCGUUCAAAUAAGACUUGAGGAUUCAAAGUACGCUGGAUCAGUGGAGACGGCUAUUGAUAUCUACAUUGAUCGUAAAGUGUCUGAGCUUAUCGAGUUCUAUCAAGAGGCACUUGAUCCCGAAGAAGCGGAGAGACUUGAGGAAAAGUUUUACGGCGACGAUGGAUUGAAAAAAUAUUUGAAAUCGCAGCUCCAAGACAAGGCGGAUGGAACUUUUUUGUGGGUGGCCUUGGUGGUCAAAGAUCUCAAAAGCUAUCCGGCCAGUGCGGCACGCGAGCGAGUGAAGCAUUUUCCUUCCGGCCUGGAUAAAGUUUAUGAAAGAAUGUUGGCUCGCUUGGGAGAUGUCCCUGAUGCUGCCAUGUAUAGGCGAGUACUCCUGAUGAUGGCCACCGCAUACGGCUCUCUCCACCUUUCGGACCUGGAAACAUUUGCUGAAUUGUCCGCAAUGGACGGUCUGAAGCAUACGGUGAGAUCAUGCGGUCUCCUCGCAGUGAAAGAAAGCAAUGGCUUUGUACAUUUUGUUCAUACAACCGCCAAGGAGUACCUUGUCCAGGAUCCAAUCAUUCAAGAUAUCCCGAGCUUCUACCCUGGAGGUUACAUCGAAGGGCAUCAUAUUAUGAUUUCGAAGUCGCUCGAACUUAUGAACAGCCCUGGCAAGCUACGAAGGAACAUCUGUGGUUUGCCACGUCCCGACUCACAACCCUCGGAGAUCGAAACUUUGGACUCGAAGCCACUCGGCUCUCUUCGAUACGCUUGUCUUUACUGGAUCGAGCAUACCUGCAGCAUGGGAUCCAGUCCCGAGAAAACAAGCCUGUUUGACGAUGGUGCAAUUCAUCAAUUCUGGAAGGAGCAUUUUCUUCACUGGCUCGAGGCCCUCUCUCUUCUGGAAGAAAUUUCGGCUGGUAUAUUUUCAACCUUGAAACUCAUGGAACUACUCAAGGUCAGUAAUUUGCCAGACACGGCGACAUGGGGCGCUUGCAUGCAGACGCUGUACGGCCAUAGGAACAGUGUGCACGCAGUCGCCUUCUCCAAUGGUGGCCGAUUGAUUGCAUCAGGCAGUUCGGAUGGAACCGUGAAGAUAUGGCAAUCCAACUCCGGUAGCUGUCAAGACACCUGGUGUCCUCUUGCAUGGGUCGCAAGCGUCGCUUUCUCUCAUGAUGAUCAGUAUCUUGCGAUAGGGAUGGAGUUUGGACGGAUUGAGAUAUGGCACAUCGAAACGGGAGAAUGUUUAAAGAGGCUCGAAGGCCAUUCGAAGCUUGUCGAAUCCCUCGCAUUUUCACACGAUAGCAGCCAGAUUGUAUCGGGAUCUGUCGACAAGACGAUAAAAGUCUGGGAUUGCGACAUCGGACGCUGCGUGAAAACGCUCCAAGGUCAUACCGACUGUGUGACAUCUGUCGCCUUCUUGUAUGACAGCACACAUAUUGUAUCCGCUUCAUAUGAUUCGACUGUCAGGGUCUGGGACUUAGAGGAUGGGAGCUACACCACGUUACUUGAAGGCGGCCCAGAUUGGGUAAUUUGGUCAAUUGCUGUCAUGCACGAUAAGUCCAAUGUUAUAUGCGGAUCUUCUGAUGGAACCAUAUUCAUUUGCGGGCUUGACGGUGGCCAACCCCGGACCUUGAAAAGUCAUCUUGGGGAGGUUGCCUCAGUCACCAUAUCAAAGGACGACAGGCGCAUCAUCUCAGGGUCAGAAGACCAUACUGUCAAGGUUUGGGACUUUGACAACGGCAGUUGCAUAGAGACCUUGGAGGGCCACGGUCAAUCCAUCUCCUCUGUUGCCAUUUGGGAUGAUGGCCUCAUCGCCUCGGCAUCAAUAGACGAUACUAUUCGAAUCUGGAGGCCGAACGGGGAUAACGGCCCCCUGGAUACUUUCAAGCGAGAUACAAAUAUUCGGACUUUCGCUUGCUCGAAUGAGAAGGGAGCAUCAGGCUUCGAUGAUGGCACUAUCGAGAUAUGGGAUUCCCGCAACGGAAAACACCUUCAGAAUUUCGAAGGUCACGAAGAUAUGAUCACGCUCAUCGCUUUCUCUCGUCACGGCACAUAUUUCGCCACUGCAGCAUGGGAUGGGAUGGUCAAGAUCUGGGAGACCAGCAGUGGCAAUUUACUCGCAAGUUCUGGGCCUCACGACGGGCUCAAGUCGUUUGAUCCUCGCGAUAAAAUGAUAUUGGCUGACGCAAAAUUCAUGCCGUGGGACACGUCGGACUUUUCAGACCUUGACACCCCAGAACCUCUACAUCACUACAGCCUGAGUGAGAACGGACAAUGGAUACAGUGGAAAGGGCAGAAUGUGCUUUGGCUACCCAAUGAACUCAGGCCGAAAUUGAACACUCAUUGUAAUACCACACCCAGUGGUAUUGCCAUAUGCUGCCAAUCAAACCGGGUCAUGAUAUUCAACUUUGAGGUUGACAGAUUUCCACUAUAA
Molecule: messenger RNA, 3984 nt
Organism: Penicillium cinerascens
Lineage: Eukaryota; Fungi; Ascomycota; Eurotiomycetes; Eurotiales; Aspergillaceae
Exons: 3
Coding region: 1-3984 (1327 amino acids)
Molecular function (GO): protein binding
Source: RefSeq, a predicted model, not a curated record